Nelumbo nucifera (sacred lotus) is the source of this 1279-nucleotide messenger RNA. RefSeq names its product nucleotide binding protein 35 (gene NBP35). Gene Ontology annotation, molecular function: ATP-dependent FeS chaperone activity; 4 iron, 4 sulfur cluster binding; ATP binding. Gene Ontology annotation, biological process: iron-sulfur cluster assembly. The record is from RefSeq and is a predicted model, not a curated record. Lineage: Eukaryota; Viridiplantae; Streptophyta; Magnoliopsida; Proteales; Nelumbonaceae. Gene Ontology annotation, cellular component: cytosol.
AACUUUCUUCCUGAAGCGAAUUAAGGCAACAAGGCAUUGGUAUCUUUCCGCGAGAAGUGAAAGCGAAGCAAUGGAGAGUGGUUAUGGCGAAAUCCCUGAAAACGCCAAUGAACAUUGCCCAGGCCCUCAGUCAGAGUCUGCAGGAAAAUCGGAUGCGUGCCAAGGAUGCCCGAAUCAACAAAUCUGUGCCACUGUGCCAAAAGGGCCCGACCCAGACUUGGUUGCAAUUGCUGAGAGGAUGGCUACUGUAAAGCACAAGAUACUGGUUUUAUCUGGGAAGGGUGGAGUUGGCAAGAGUACAUUGUCAGCCCAACUCUCUUUCGCUUUAGCCAGUAUGGAUUACCAGGUUGGCCUCCUUGACAUUGACAUAUGUGGUCCAAGUAUCCCAAAGAUGCUUGGUCUAGAAGGCCAGGACAUCCACCAGAGUAACCUUGGCUGGUCACCUGUUUAUGUGGAGUCCAACCUUGGGGUCAUGUCCAUUGGAUUCAUGCUUCCUCACCCAGAUGAGGCUGUCAUUUGGAGGGGCCCCCGUAAGAAUGGGAUCAUCAAGCAAUUCUUGAAGGAUGUCUACUGGGGGGAACUCGAUUACUUAGUGGUGGAUGCUCCCCCAGGUACCUCUGAUGAGCACAUCUCAAUCGUCCAAUUCCUUCAAGCAACUGGCAUUGAUGGUGCGAUCAUUGUAACCACUCCACAGCAGGUGUCUCUGAUUGAUGUUAGGAAAGAAGUGAAUUUUUGCAAGAAAGUUGGGAUUCAGGUUCUGGGAGUUGUUGAGAACAUGAGUGGGUUGCAGCAGCCAUUGGCAGAUUUGAAGUUCACUAGAUUAACAGAUAAAGGAGAGGAAAGAGAUGUUACAGAGUGGGCACUGGGGUAUCUGAGGACAAAGGCACCAGAAGUGUUAGAUUUGUUUGUUCAUAGUGAAGUGUUUGAUAGUAGUGGUGGUGGUGCGGCAAAGAUGUGUGUGGAAAUGGGGGUUCCAUUCCUUGGCAAGGUGCCCAUGGACCCCCAGUUGGGCAAGGCAGCAGAGGAAGGACGAUCAUGCUUUACCGAUCAGAAAUGUAGUGCCAGUGCGCCUGCUCUCAAGAGAAUUAUAGAGAAGCUUGUGGUAGAACGGAAGGUGUUAGGAGAGUCCAUGGAUGAAGGUGCAUAACCUGUCGGCUUUAUUUAUUUCUUUACUUAUAUUGAACAGAUUUUGUUUUGCCUGUUGUAAAGAAUAUUGAAUUUCAGAGAGUAGACAUAUAUUUAUAUUAUAAUAGUAGUCCAAUUCUCUCUUUUUUCUCUC